Molecule: messenger RNA, 1799 nt
Organism: Zea mays
Lineage: Eukaryota; Viridiplantae; Streptophyta; Magnoliopsida; Poales; Poaceae
Product: plant-specific domain TIGR01570 family protein
Exons: 1
Coding region: 300-1307 (335 amino acids)
Biological process (GO): hydrotropism
Source: RefSeq, marked validated
AGCCGAUGUCUCUCCUCUCCUCGUGUGUUGGUGGUCCGACUCCAAUCCCACAACGAGACAAACGAGGAGAAUGGAAGGAAGAGCCGUCCGCGAAAGCAGGCAGCGGGCAGCCACCGCACGGUGAGCACGGCGACCCCGACAAAGCCUGACCGCCGCCCGUUCCGUUCCAGCACGCGCGCGUUUCCCGGUGCAGGGGAUAACUAGCGCCACCACCCAGACCGCACCGCGCGUCACCCAUCGCAUCCACCGGUCGUUCGUCGUCGCCGGACACCUCGCCGCCGGCCGUCGCGCGCGCGUCUAUGGGCGGCUUCGCUAUCCACCCCGCCCAUGGACGCCCCAGCGACAGCCUGCCGUCCGCCGGCACCGGGAGGUCGACGACGUCCUCGUCUGCCUCCUCCCUCGACGACAACGGCGUCCGCGGCCAGCAGGCCCGCACACCGGGCCACACGCUGGAGGAGCCGCCAUCGCGGCGGCGGCACCAGGCGGGCUCGUCGUCCCGGCCGGCCCGGCUGUUCCAGAGGCUGCGGCACGCGCUGCCCCUCCUGACGCUGGCGCCGCGCUGCGGGCGGAUGCCGCAGGUCGGCACGCCCGCCGAGAUCGCGGCGGCGGCCGCGUCGUCGUCCUUCUCCGUCUCCUCGUCCUCCUCGUCGUCCGCGCCGCCCGUGCCCAGGGGCGUGACCUUCUCGGGCGCGUCGCGGCCGUGCCGCCGCGUGACGGGCACGCUCUACGGCCACCGCAGGGGCCGCGUCGUGCUGGCGCUGCAGGAGACGCCGCGGUGCCUGCCGAGCCUCGUCGUCGAGCUGGCGCUGCAGACGCACGCGCUGCUGCGCGAGCUCGGCAACCCCGCGGGCGCGCGCAUCGUCCUCGAAACCGAGCGCCGCGCGGCACUGGAGGCCGCCCCCUCAGCCGCCGCCGCCCGAGACGGAGGAGGCGGGGCGUCGCGGGCUAAUAAUAAGCGCGGAGUCCGCGCGCCGCCGCCGCCGCUGCUGGACGAGCCGUCGUGGACCAUGUUCUGCAACGGCAAGAAGACCGGGUACGCGGUGCGAAGGCAGGCCACGGACGACGACCUCGCUGUGAUGGAGACGCUGCGGGCGGUCUCCAUGGGCGCCGGCGUGCUCCCCGGGAGGGCCGCCCCUUCGUCGGCGCCCGACGCGGCUGCGGCGGCGGCAGCGGACGACGAGGUGCCCUACAUGCGCGGCUGCUUCGACCACUUCGUCGGGUCCCGGGACUCGGAGUCGCUGUACAUGAUCGCGCCGCAGGGCGGCGGCACGGGCCCGGAGCUGGCCGUCUUCUUCGUCAGGCUCUGACCUCCGAUCCGAUCCGCCCCGCGCCUUGCCUCUAGCUAUCUCCUCGCCCCCAUGCAUGCGAAGACGGCCCAAGGGCAUCCAUUAACCGCCACGUACAUAUACAUCGUCAGCAUUCAUUGGAUGGUGCAACCUAAAGAUUGACUAACAAGAAAGAGUUAAGAAUCAAAGAGAGAGUCGCCCAAUCUUUGAUCGUGCAACGACCUCAAGAUUGACUAAUAAGGUCUUCUGGUUAAUUUUUUUUUGGCUGAUUCGUUAUUAGGUUGUUGUAUACGAGGUGUUCUUGGAUUUGUGCCCUAUGCAGCAUUGCACCAUCUAUCAUUAGUCAGACAUUCAUCAGAGUACAUAAGAGAGUAGUCACUGGACGGUGGAACUGUGGUCCAAAAAGUUGUUUACUUCAGAAUGUUUUUUUCCCAUUGUGAGAUAUUCUUUCAGUCUUAUAAUAGUAGUCGUUUUAGCUAUUGUUUUUAAUAUCUAUAUUCAAAUAGAUGAUAA